This is a messenger RNA of Laccaria bicolor S238N-H82, 1653 nucleotides long. RefSeq names its product dicarbixylic amino acid permease. The record is from RefSeq and is a predicted model, not a curated record. The coding region runs from base 1 to 1653 and encodes 550 amino acids. NCBI's taxonomy places the organism in Eukaryota, Fungi, Basidiomycota, Agaricomycetes, Agaricales, Hydnangiaceae. Gene Ontology annotation, molecular function: amino acid transmembrane transporter activity. The transcript has 13 exons. Gene Ontology annotation, biological process: amino acid transmembrane transport. Gene Ontology annotation, cellular component: membrane.
AUGGGUUUGAGCGAGAAGAAUGCAACUGUUCACGACGUCCAACCUGAAGAACAUCAUAGCUCCACUCUUGACGACAAUGAGGGCUACAACGAGCCACCUCGAGAACAGAGUCUGCACCGUGGUUUGAAAGCGCGUCAAAUAUCUAUGAUUGCACUUGGAGGCGCAGUUGGUACAGGUCUCAUCAUCGGAUCCGGGACUGCUUUACGAAGAGGUGGUCCACUUGGUCUCUUACUCGGAUAUGCCUUCGUCGGCUUCGUUUGCUAUCUUGUCAUGGUAGCCCUGGGGGAAAUGGCGGCCUUUUUACCUCAUAAGAAGGGUUUUGCUGGAUAUGCGACACGAUUCGUUGACCCGGCGCUUGGUUUUGCCUUAGGCUGGAAUUACCUGCUGAAAUAUUUGAUUGUAACGCCGAACAAUAUCAACGCAGCCGGCGUGGUUGUGCAAUACUGGACACAAUCUGUACAUAUCGCAAUAUGGAUGGGUAAGAUCUUUGUUGUCAACCUCUUGGGCGUCCGAGUCUUUGGGGAGUUGGAAUUUUGGUUUUCUAGCAUAAAGAUUGUUGCUCUGAUUGGGUUGCUUUUGAUGGGUAUCAUCAUUGAUCUUGGUGGAAAUCCCCAUCAUGAUCGGAUAGGGUUUCGAUAUUGGAAAGCACCCAACGGACCUAUGGGCAAAUACCUUUUAGAUCAAGUACACGACUCCUCCCUUUCUAUUUUCCUUGGUUUCUGGGCCACCCUCACGAAUGCUCUCUUUGCUUAUAUUGGAACUGAACUUAUCGGAGUUACGGUUGGAGAGGCAGAGAAUCCUCGCCGUAAUAUUCCUAUUGCCAUCAGGAGAACAUUUUAUCGCAUCCUCGUUUUCUACGUUGGGGGUGUUUUCGUCAUCGGCUUAAUUGUUCCGAGCACAAAUGACUCGCUAUUUGUGGCGACGAAGUCAAAGACUGGAGCAGCAGCUAGCCCUUUUGUUGUAGCGACUACGCUGGUUGGCAUCAGGGUAUUGAAUCACGUCAUUAACGGCGCGAUUCUCAUUUUCGUCAUGAGCGCUGCCAAUUCCGACCUAUACAUCGGAUCGCGCACUCUGUAUGGUUUGGCAAUAGAAGGGAAAGCUCCUUCCAUUUUCAAGAGGGUCAACUCCCUAGGCGUACCUUAUCCCGCCUUGCUACUGUGCACUGCAUUCUGUUCGUUGGUGUUCCUCAACGUCCAUACAUCGGGUGCCAAAGUUUUUGGAUGGUUCGUUAACCUAGUUUCGACUUUUGGUGCCCUGACAUGGAUGACGAUCGCAUAUUCCCAUAUUCAUUUUAUGAGGGCACUCAAAGCACAGGGAAAGUCAAGAGAUGAUCUUCCCUACAAAGCCCCUUUUCAACCUUGGGGAAGUUGGUUUGCUCUGAUUUCAACAGGGAUUAUCACUCUCUUCAAAGGGUUUGAUACAUUCCUGCCUUGGAAUGUCGCCAAUUUUAUUACGAGCUACAUUGCGGUGCCAAUAUUCUUCGUCCUUUGGCUAGGAUACAAACUUAUUUUCAAAACCCGAGUUAUUUUGCCAAAGGAUGUUGACAUUGUGACUGGUCUCCGCGCCAUUGAUGAAGAGGAAGAACAAUAUCUUGAGUACGAGAAAGCCAAGGGACCCCAGGGAAGAUUUGGGAAGAUUUGGGAUGCUUUGUAG